Messenger RNA from Papaver somniferum (opium poppy), 2214 nucleotides. RefSeq names its product transcription factor MYB3R-3-like. The transcript has 9 exons. NCBI's taxonomy places the organism in Eukaryota, Viridiplantae, Streptophyta, Magnoliopsida, Ranunculales, Papaveraceae. Gene Ontology annotation, biological process: regulation of DNA-templated transcription. Bases 182 to 1810 code for a protein of 542 amino acids. The record is from RefSeq and is a predicted model, not a curated record. Gene Ontology annotation, molecular function: RNA polymerase II cis-regulatory region sequence-specific DNA binding; DNA-binding transcription factor activity, RNA polymerase II-specific. Gene Ontology annotation, cellular component: nucleus.
UCAUAUUCUCUCAGUUUCUCUCUCCUUUUUUCUUUACUUUCAACGGGCGAUAAUUUUUUGAAAGAAGAAGAAGAAGAAGAAACCCUCUUCACCAUCAGCGAUUUCCCCCAAUUUUCCUUCUCCAUCUCCCGCCAUUAAUUCUUCAGGGUAAUUGAGAGAUGAAUCAGAGAAGAUAGUAGAUAUGGAUGAUGAUGCUGAGAUGAUGGUGGAUGUGGAUGUUGAAGUGCGGUGUUUAGAGAACAAGCAAGAAACACCGAAUUCGAGUUCUUCUGUUUCUGAUGAGGACGAAGAAGAUCUUAAUUGUAGUGGUAGUAGUCUCUCGGUCAGGUCGGCUUCGUCUAAUCGGAGAAUCAGUGGUCCUAUAAGGCGAGCAAAGGGUGGUUGGACUCCUGAAGAGGAUGAGAAGUUGAGGAAAGCUGUUGAAUCUUUCAAGGGAAAGAAUUGGAAGAAAAUAGCUGCUAGUUUACCUCAUAGAACAGAAGUGCAAUGUCUGCAUCGAUGGCAAAAGGUUCUUCAUCCGGAUCUGGUUAAGGGACCAUGGACCCUAGAGGAAGAUGAUAAAAUCAUGGAGUUGGUCUCGAAGUAUGGACCCUCAAAAUGGUCCCUUAUAGCAAAAGAGUUGCCAGGUCGCAUAGGAAAGCAAUGUCGAGAAAGAUGGCACAACCAUUUAAACCCGGAGAUCAAGAGAGAUGCUUGGACCGUGGAGGAAGAAGUUGCACUCAUGAAUGCCCACCGUUUAUAUGGGAACAAAUGGGCGGAAAUAGCAAAGGUUUUACCUGGGAGGACUGAUAACGCAAUAAAGAAUCUCUGGAAUAGCUCUUUGAAGAAAAAGUUGGAUUUUUAUCUAUCUAGUGGACAAUUACCACCACUUGGUCCAGUUCUGAAGACCGAGGAUUACGCCCUAGCUAUGUCCAGAUCACCAGCUGCAGGAAACUCCAUUGUAUGUCUUGAUGAAGGGUUUAACACUGGUACACAGUCUUCCUUGGAAAAAGAUGAUUCGCAUAAAUUGGGUGAGGGUACUAUGGUUCUGGUACAGCCCUCGACCCCUGAAUUCUUGGAUAGGGAUGUUCCAACAGGUGUACAGGCAAUCAAAUCCAGUAACUCUGAUGAUAUUGAAGGAAAGCAAUUGGCAUCAGAAAAUUAUUAUAGCUGUAGCAAAUCAUUUUCAACACCAAACUCAGUCGAUUAUAGAAGCAAUGCAGUAGCUGAUCCAGAGAAAAACAUUGCUGCAACAACGUUGCCAAUGGCUGUUCCAGUCUCCAGUUCUUCUCUGUUUGAAAUGUCAGACUCUAACUCAGUUUUGUCACCUAGCAGUUUCUUAACUCCUCCACGUAUUAGGAAUAACGGUUUGGACGUGCAAAGUGCGGAGUCUAUUUUGAAGAAUGCUGCUAAGAGCUUCCAGAACACUCCAUCCAUACUAAGAAAAAGAAAGAGAGAAGCUGGUGGUACUCCGAAUAUGAUCAGGCAAACAAAUGGGUUAACAGAUGAAGAUAAGUCACAUUCACUCGAAAGAGAAAAAAUUGAGAAUUGCAAGGAGACACCUGGAUCUUUGGAGAGUAACAGUUCUACUGGUCGUGUUAAUAGUACUAUUAGGCUGUUUUAUACUAGGAAGAAGCAUCGUCCGUACAGAUCAAGAGUAGAACGACCUGACGCUUGCAAGUCUUUAGAAAAGCAACUAGAUUCCACAUUAGAUGGUGUUCGCACUGAUAAUAGCCAAUCUGAAUCAAUGAAAUCAGCCUCAGAACACCAAGGGAAGUCCACAAACAAGGAAGACGGACACGACCCACUCCAAAACUCUGUAGCAAGUUGAUUUCAAUCUUGAAAACAAAGGGAGAAGACAUCUCAGCGUAAAAACUAAAACUUCGAUGCAUAAAGCUCUGUAAAUUGGAAACAGUAACCUGCAAAACUGCACAUAAGUUGAUCAUCGGUGCGUAUUCUAACACAUUCAUAUUGUUUCACAUAUUGCCAUGUUAAUGAUAUUUUUAGUAAUAUUGGCCUGAUCAUGUUCAUGUAAAAAAAUUGUUAUUAAGGAAUUGGAUUCAAAUGUAACUGUACGGAAUAAGGAAAAUAUUUCAAACGAUUUAGUUGUGGCAAAUGUUACUGGGCAUUAUCGAUGUACAGAAAUUCCCUUUCAUUAUUGAGGAGUAGAAACUUUUACUGAAAUCUUUUACUAUUCAAAUUUGUCGGUGUGAUUCGACGAAUUUCUUUUUACUA